UUUAUAUUAUAAGAUAACCAUUAACUAGUGUCUCACUCUCAGGCAGUCAGGCCUCAGCAACUCAAAUUUCUAAUGUUGAACUGUACUGUAGUUACUAGUUUACUAUUUUUCACAAUCCAUACAAACAAAGUUUUAAAGAUUUGCCCAAAAUUAAAAUAACGUUAUUUAAUUUUGUACAGUCAAUUCCCUGAUAUCGAGACAAAAUAUUGUUUGAAACAGCAAUUUGAAUUGAAAUCAUCCUACUACAAUUGAUGACAUUUUACUUCUUAUUCACUACUUCUCAACUAUGGCUUACAAUGAUAAGCAUAGACAAUUUUUACAAUACUUCAUGCACGAAAGAAUGGUUUCUGAAAAUGAUGCUAAAAGUGUAAGUAACAUUCUUUUUCCUGAAAAAGACAUUGAUAUCAUUAUUGAACUAAUAAACACUAAAAUUUCUCCACUUGAAUUCAAAAUCAACAAAGUGAUAUGUGAACAAGAUGGCAUUGUAACAUAUGUAUUCAUUGCUACGUUUCUUGAUGAUUUCAAUACUAAACCAGAUACAAGCAAAAUAAUCUUUGGUAGACUUGUUAAUCAUAUUAUAGCUUUAGGCGGAUCAGUAACUUACGAUGAAGUCAUGACAUUUUCUACGAAUAUAACUGAUUCUCAGCUGGAUAACUUUUUUGCAUCAAAAUAUUUGAUUGCUGACAAAGACAAAAACAUUUUUUUGUCACCAUUGACCAUUAGCGAAAUGGAAGGAUAUUUAACUGAAAAAUUUCCAGACAAAAGAUGUAUGGGUUGUUUAAGUAUUGUUGGACAUGGUAUUAAAUGUCCAUCAUGUGAAAAUUUUGCACAUGGGCAUUGCUUGACUACAUAUUUUAAUAAUGUGGGUAGCAAGAAGUGUCCCAAAUGUUCUAAAACAUUAAAUGUUAGUUGGAAUUCGAUAACAGCUGUCAAUAAGUUAUAAUAAAUAUAUUUCAUAUUUCAUUAUUAUUAUUAAACUUAUUCUAUGUGUAUUAC
Melanaphis sacchari is the source of this 996-nucleotide messenger RNA. Its product is annotated as non-structural maintenance of chromosomes element 1 homolog. The transcript has 2 exons. Gene Ontology annotation, biological process: DNA damage tolerance; double-strand break repair via homologous recombination. Gene Ontology annotation, cellular component: Smc5-Smc6 complex; nucleus. Bases 287 to 943 code for a protein of 218 amino acids. NCBI's taxonomy places the organism in Eukaryota, Metazoa, Arthropoda, Insecta, Hemiptera, Aphididae. Gene Ontology annotation, molecular function: ubiquitin-protein transferase activity. The record is from RefSeq and is a predicted model, not a curated record.